CACGUGACUCAAUACCAAGAAACGAUCAAUUAAUAUUCUUUGGGAAAUCCUCAUUUCUUUAUCGUGGCGGCAAAUUCACAUCUUGCUUUCUGAAAAUUUUGAAGAUUUGAGAAAAUGUCUUUUCCUUUUACACCAAUACAGAAAUUUUAUUUGUCUAUAUUCUAAAUACUUCUGACACGUGGGUUCUCGGUAAACACAUAACAUAUCACACAAUGCAUUGCGCCGCUCAACACUAACUGCCGUUUUCCGAAAACAAAAUUGUCGGGCUGUGAAUUUUCUGAAAAUCAGCUCACUCUGCAGCGGAUAGCUUCAAAGUAGUGAGUGCCGGGCGUUGAGGAGGACGGACUAUAGUACUGUCUCGAUCAUUAACAUUUGUGUUUACUGUGUUUCCAAGGAAAACUAUCAAUGGGAAUGGACAAUAUUAGACAGACAGGCGGAAUAAUGACGAAAAAACGUCCGGUGGAGAGGCAGAAGAUGCGGCCGUGGAUCCAGGACAUGUUGGACAAUGGGGGUGUGCAAGGUUUGGAGUGGUUCGAUAAAUCGCAGAAUCUCUUUAGAAUUAACUGGAAGCAUGGGUCCAGACACGGGUUCAAUACCACAAAAGAUGCCAGCCUCUUCGAGAAAUACGCCCAACACACAGGACGUUGGGAUCCGAAUGAUCUAAACCCCAAAAAAUGGAAGGCAAAUUUCCGAUGCGCCCUGAACAGCCUGCAAAACGUCAUGGAGGUGAAAAACCUGGGUGAGAGCAAAGGUGCCCAUGCGUACCGCGUUUACCAAUUUUUGCUGGAGGAGGAAACAAAACCAAAAGAUGGGCAUCAAAGAAAACACAAUAAAAAGAAACCAGACAAAGGAAAAUCAAAAAAACUUUGCAAAUUUGAUGAUGCAACCGACGAAGAGCCUGAAAAAGAGAAUUGUUCUGUUGAUCAGACAUUGUUAAUAAGUAAACAAGAAAUCGACGAACCAAUGCCCGCAUCGGAUGAAGAGGCGGCGGCCCCACAACAGGACACCCCCUUACUUACCAAGCGACAGGUCGAUUGCUAUACAUAUCAGCACCAUAUGGCCGGAUGCAUUGUCAUACAGAGCCCAAGAAAGAGGCCAGCGCCAUACUCAACCGAGAAAGAUGAUUGUGAAGAUCCGGUGGAGAUGACGUCAUUAGAAGACGCCCAGCUGAUGGCACACGCUGCAAAGCGAAACAGAAGUACCGAUGAUGACGAAAGUUUGUCGUAUUCGCAGCUGUCUGUGACUGACGAAUCGUCAAACAUCUCGUGCACUUCAGAUUCCAGUUCCUCGAGUCCAGGAGAAGAGACAGACAACGUACCGCAUUUCUCCAAUCUUUUAUCAGACAAUACGGAUGGUGAUUGGGUUAUUGAAAGCGAGGAAACUGUAACUACAACCGACUCCUGAACGAACCACUACACAAAAGUUGUAACUGAAUACCGCAAAAAUAAUGACAGUAAUUAACGGCGUCUACAUCAAUACGAUGACCGCGAUCAACAAUGCCUACAGCAAGACAAUGACAGUGAUUAGCAUUCUCUACAGCUAGACAAUGACAGUGAUUAGCAUUCUCUACAGCUAGACAAUGACAGUGAUUAGCAUUCUCUACAGCUAGACAAUGACAGUGAUUAGCGAUGUCUACCGAUAGACAACUGUGAUUAGCGAUGUCUACAGCUGGACGACAGUGAUUAGCGAUGUCUACAGCUGGACGACAGUGAUUAGCAAUGUCUACCGAUAGACAACCAUGACUAUAUAGUAUAAUUCUUUGUGUCUACAUUUGCUGACUAAUAGCAAUGGGCAAAAAAGAAAUGUUUUUACAACCUUCGUUUUACAUUGCACAUGCAUGUUCAUUUAUCACCCUUUUGAUAUUAAUCAUGUUUAUAUAAAAACAAAUCGUUAACUCACCACAUUGAUUUUACUUUGUCAAAGUUCACUGCAGUGUAUAUAGUGCUUUGCAUGAUAUUUUAUUGUUUUUAUAUGCGUUUCUCAAUAAAUUAUUUACUGUUGAAUCAUUGAAUAAAAAAGCAGAGCUUUC
Ostrea edulis (European flat oyster) is the source of this 2029-nucleotide messenger RNA. Its product is annotated as interferon regulatory factor 2. Bases 406 to 1404 code for a protein of 332 amino acids. Gene Ontology annotation, biological process: regulation of transcription by RNA polymerase II; immune system process. Lineage: Eukaryota; Metazoa; Mollusca; Bivalvia; Ostreida; Ostreidae. The transcript is spliced from 9 exons. The record is from RefSeq and is a predicted model, not a curated record. Gene Ontology annotation, cellular component: nucleus. Gene Ontology annotation, molecular function: DNA-binding transcription factor activity, RNA polymerase II-specific; RNA polymerase II cis-regulatory region sequence-specific DNA binding.